UAAUAUAUAUAUACAGACAAAAGGACAAGUCAUGGAUUGGCACAGUGUUGAACUUAGAAAAAUUUAGUUAGUGCGAAGCUGACCAGUUGCUCUGUAUUUUGCAUCCUUCUUUUUUAGUAAUCGUCUUUUAGGAAAGUGAUCAUACCCUUUCUUCUCUCAUCUUCCCAUUCUGCAGUUUCAACAUAUAGCUAGCUAGGUUUCAUAAAACACAAGAAUUUAAAUAAGUUGGAAUGACGGUGGAAGAGUCAGCUCUGCUAGCCGACCAGAAUAAAAGGAGUAGUGGUGGUCCGAGGUUUAACCGCAGAUCAGAUGUUAUUGCUUCAGGUUCACCUUAUCAGAAAGCUGCUGCUUUAGUUGAUCUUGCUGAAGAUGGCGUUGGUCUACCAGAGGAAAUUCUUGAGGGAUCGAGCUUUGAGAAGGCAGCACCAUUGUACUUCAUGUUUACUGAUUUUCACUUAGUGAUUGGGACAUUUAAUUCCCUUGCGCUAGUCAUUCUAAACUUCCUUGAGAGACCACUGUGGUGUUUUAAGCAUUUAGCCGAGUCUUGUAUUAACAGAGACUACUAUUAUCUAGGAGAGCUUCCAUACUUGACUCGUACCGAGUCCCUUAUAUAUGAGGGUGUUACUCUUAUAAUUCUUAUGAUACACAUUUUAUUUCCAAUAUCAUAUGGAGGCUUCCAUCUCUACUGGAAGAGUCUUCUUAACAGAGUGAAGGUCAUUUUGCUGUUUAUCUUGGUUGCAGAUAUUGUCGUCUACAUUGUUUUCCCCGUAAACUACUAUCUUCCAUUCCGCAUUGCACCGUAUCUCAGGGUGGUGUUCUUUAUUUUGAACAAUAGGAACGCAGUACGGGGCGGAUCAUUGGUACCGGACGUGAAUCAAACAGACUUUAUUUCAUGGACUUGCUAAAUCACAUGGACUCACAUCUUGUCUUCCUUCAACAACUUGUCCUUUUACUGAUUCACCAAAUUUAUUACAUAAACGGUUGGGACAUCCCAGUUUGUCAAAACUUCAGAAAAUGGUAUCUAGUUUAUCUCACUUGUCA
Molecule: messenger RNA, 1041 nt
Organism: Nicotiana tabacum (common tobacco)
Lineage: Eukaryota; Viridiplantae; Streptophyta; Magnoliopsida; Solanales; Solanaceae
Source: RefSeq, a predicted model, not a curated record